Messenger RNA from Peronospora matthiolae, 213 nucleotides. The record is from the annotation of a GenBank genome assembly. NCBI's taxonomy places the organism in Eukaryota, Oomycota, Peronosporomycetes, Peronosporales, Peronosporaceae.
AUGCCUUCGUCACCGAGCAUGGGGUGGUCGUCAUCAGCCGUCGGUCCCUGUGAAUCCUCCUGGAUGGUCCCUGUGAAUCCUCCUGGAUGGCCCCUGGAAGCGGUGGUAAGGCCGAUAUGCUGGCGCCCGGCCUUGCCGCUUCCACCGGCUGAGUCAUUCGACUCUCGUCGCUAUCCGUCGACGCGCAGACUGUACCUGGACGAGGCACAGUAG